Panicum virgatum (switchgrass) is the source of this 3167-nucleotide messenger RNA. RefSeq names its product loricrin-like. The record is from RefSeq and is a predicted model, not a curated record. Lineage: Eukaryota; Viridiplantae; Streptophyta; Magnoliopsida; Poales; Poaceae. The coding region runs from base 837 to 2837 and encodes 666 amino acids. The transcript has 2 exons.
ACGAAGCUGUUCGUGGCGUCAGGUUGAUUGGAGGGGCCACCGCACCGCACCGCGCCCGCCGUCCGCCGCUCGCCUCGCCUGCUCCACGACGCCCCGCCCCGACGCGACGCGGCGCCGGCCGCCCGCGCGCGGGCGGGCGGCCGUGCGUUGCGGCCGGCCCCGCAGCCAGCUCACCGCGUCGCUCCCCGACUGCGCGCCGUGGCUGCGGCUGGGGCCGCCGGAGCCAAGCGCCAGGCACCGUUCCGGCGUUCCCCCUUCCUCUCCCUAAUCGCGCGCACGGUUAGUUGGCGGAUGCUAGUAGGGGACUUGGUGGGUGGUGCUCCUCCCGAGCCCCCAAAAGCCAAAUUCCAUUCCCCUAUGGCAUCGGCGUGAUGGCAUAAAGCUCCCAGCUUUCCCUCCCCACGCCUCUUUUUAUCUCGGUGCCCCGUCCCCAUCGCCUCCGCGCCGGCCCUGGUCUCCUCCACCCUUUCGCUUCGCCGCCUCCGGGUCCCUGCGCCGGUCUUGGAGGAACAUUGUAUGAAGUCCGUUUGUGGUUCUGGACGCAUAAGAUAGGGUGCAUAUGAUUUGUCCAUAGUCCUGCAACCUCAUUCUUUGCCAUUUGGGAUCAGUAGGCUUCAUGCUCAUGGACAGAGCUGAUACAUCAGGUUUUGUCAGUGGUGGUAUACAUUACAUGAACAUCCAUGUGUAUUUUCAUUUCGUGUAUACUAUGUGCUUUCUCAGUGGUGAAGUUGUAAAGCUGGGAUCCUGAGUUCUGUUGGUUGGAUUAAAGCAUCUGGUCUCUAAACAGCACUUAGAUAUUAUUCUAUCAUAAUACUACCUUAUUCAUAUUAAGCAGGAUGGACCUCAAUAUGACAAAUCUUUGGUUUCAUGGGAAAGAACAUAUAGCUGCUGCUUCAUUCUCCCAGGCUCAACCGGCUGCAAUAAAUUGUAGGAAUGAAGAACUAGCUGCUUCAGCUGUGAACUUGGGUUGCAUAGGGAGCUCAGAAAUAGCACAGAACUCUAGAAAAUCAUUUCAGCACGGAGAUCAAAGCUUGGCUGUUCCUGAUGAUGGCUGCAGACUGGUCCUUGGACUUGGGCCAACGCCAAAUCUAUAUUCUGCUGAUAGUCACUCAUUUGGUGGAAAGAAAGCUUAUGAAUCUGCUACUUUGCUCACUCAACAUUGUGCCACAACCAAUCCUGGUUCAAUGUUGGAUCUUUCAAGAUGCUGCUCAAGAAAUUUACAACCUGCAACAGCGAGUAGCAGCAAGAAUAAUUCACAUGCAAGAAAAACUGGUAUCGUCUUCCCAAUUAUUGAUGAGGGAUCAACAUCAGCCAAAAGGAAACCAGGUGGUUAUAUGCUACCACUUCUCUUUGCACCAAGAUCAGAUGAUCUUUGUCUUAAUGGAACAUCUCCAGAUGCUGAUAUCCAACACCACGAUGGAAUUGAAUGUGAUACUGAAAGUGAUCAUGAUAUAUCUCUUAAUCAUCAUGAGGUUCAGCCUAGCCCUGAUUUGUCCAUGACAACUGAUUGUUCUUUUGCUACAACUUCCGAUAUGGUAGUUGGUACAACUAGUGGGGAGCAGAGAAGUCAUCAGCGCCAUCCAAAGAAGUGCAGGUUCAAUGGGUGCUCAAAAGGUGCCAGAGGUGCAUCAGGACUAUGUAUUUCACAUGGUGGUGGCCAGAGGUGCCAAAAGCCAGGUUGCAACAAAGGUGCUGAGAGCCGCACAGCGUAUUGCAAAGCUCACGGAGGAGGGAAACGGUGUCAAGAGUUAGGCUGCACCAAAAGUGCCGAGGGUAAAACAGAGUUCUGUAUUGCUCAUGGUGGUGGGCGCCGGUGUGGGAUUGAGGGAUGCACAAGAGCAGCACGAGGGAGAUCAGGUUUCUGCAUAAAGCAUGGUGGAGGGAAGAGGUGCAGGAUUGAGGGCUGCACUCGUAGUGCGGAAGGAUACCCUGGGCUGUGUAUCUCACAUGGAGGUGGUCGCAGGUGCCAGUACCCAAACUGCGCUAAGGGGGCGCAAGGAAGCACCAUCUACUGCAAGUCCCAUGGUGGAGGCAAGAGGUGCAUGUUUGAAGGCUGUACCAGAGGUGCUGAGGGCAGCACGCCCUUCUGCAAAGGGCAUGGUGGCGGGAAGAGGUGCCUCUUUGAGGGAGGUGGGGUGUGCCCAAAGAGUGUUCAUGGCGGGACUAGCUUCUGUGUUGCCCAUGGAGGGGGGAAACGCUGCAAUGUUCCUGGGUGCACCAAGAGCGCCCGUGGUCGUUCUGAUUGCUGUGUGAAGCACGGUGGUGGCAAGCGCUGCAAGUUCGAUGGGUGCAACAAGAGCGCGCAGGGGAGCACAGACUUCUGCAAGGCCCAUGGCGGGGGCAAGCGAUGCGCUUGGAACAGUGGCUGCGACAAGUUCGCCAGGGGAAGGAGUGGUCUGUGUGCUGCCCAUGCGACACUGAUGGCUUCCAAGUUAGAGCAUGAUCCUGGGCAGGGUCCAAGCAUGGCCGGGCCUGGCCUCUUCAGUGGCAUUGUCUCUGGUUCGUCAGCAGCUGGUAGCAGCAUGGACCAUGCCAUCUCGUCCUCCGGUCACGCCACUUGGUCGGACUGCGUCGACUCGUCGGGAGAUUUGCAGAGCGGCGGCAGGCUCCUGAUACCGCAUCAGGUGCUGGUACCUGGCUCAUUGAAGGCCGCCUCUUCGUGCGGCCUGGCCGGCAACAGCCGGGAAGAUGGAGGGAACCGGAGCCAGAGCUUCGGGCUCGUCGUGCCUGAGGGAAGGGUGCACGGUGGAGGCCUGAUGUCCAUGCUCGGAGUUGGAGGCAACCUGGGGAGCAAUCCUGAUGGUUCGAAAGCCUACAAUACUGAGCAUGCCACGUAGUGAGCACAACGCAAAGUACUGAGGCUAUUUUGCGUGCCUCUCUGUUAAAAUUCUUGCAUGUAACAUGUGCAUGGUUUUGAUUUGGCCAUUGCUUUUUUCCUGUCAAGCUUAAGUAGAACUGGAUAAUUAUGUUAAGUGCCAAUUGGCCCUCUGUGUAACACAUACUUUCUGGAUAAUUAGUAUUUAGCCCUUGUGUAUAGCAGUAUAGGUGUAUAGAGCAGCUUCAUUGCCUGAAGCUGGGUUCAGAAGCUGCCUUUUCAUUCCGUUACAACUACAAGCAGAGUAUAUGAUUGAAAGGCAAAACACCCUUGAAGUUGAAGUUCUGUUUAA